GUCUGGUGUCCAAGUUCAACUAGACAUGCUGGAAGAAGCUGGAUACCAUGUAGUGGUCAGACAUGUGGCUCUUUCAUUACUCAGGUUCUUCUUCAUUCUGAAGAAGUCUCUCACCCGUGAGAAUGUGGCCGCUGGACUUCGGCGGUGUUGCCACCAUGCUGUUGCCUUUCACUUCCGCCUCGCAGAUGCCCAGAACACCCCUGCAAAUGCAAGCGCUGCCGUGUUGGCGGGCAAGGAAUUGCAGAGUCUUGCCUGCUUGGAGUUGGACUCUUGUGCCUGGGUAACAUCGUCUGUUGCCUGGGCCCAGACACAUGGCUGUACACAACAACAUCUGGAUGACUUGCCGCCCGAAGGGCUGGAGAUUGUGAGCCUGUUCCAGUCCCCGCGCCAGCGCUUGAUGAUGGGACUUUUGUGUGCAGUGCACGGCCGAACUUUCCUACAGCAUGGGUUGGUGGACACCUCCCAGAGUAUCCAAAUGUGCCAGGUGCAGCUGCAUGCCGACUCUGGCUGCAAGAGCAUUUCGACCACAAGUGCCAUCUUUCACUGUGGCAAGAAGAUGUUCCUCGGCCCUGGACAUAUGGCUGCCGUGCUCGGAUUCCCGCCCGAGAUGGUGAAGGCGCUGCACAAGAUGGGUCAGUGCAACCUCAGCCUGGCCUGCAGUCUGGUCGGCAACAGCAUGCACGUGCCGACCCUUGCUUGCUCUUUGUGGGCGCUGCUCUCGUCGAUCACUGAGGACAGCCACUAG
Messenger RNA from Symbiodinium necroappetens, 745 nucleotides. NCBI's taxonomy places the organism in Eukaryota, Dinophyceae, Suessiales, Symbiodiniaceae. The record is from the annotation of a GenBank genome assembly.